GGUCCGGGGCUCGCACCGAGCGUCAUCUAACACUCACUAUUCGCUCUUGUUUUGACUUUGAUCGAGUUUUUCUCCGAAACUAGUCGAAAUGUCCAAUUUAAUCAAACUUUCCACCGUGAAGGUGAAGCCGGUGAUGAGUACCACCAUGCCCGAAGCCAAACGUCGAGUGAUGAGUCUAUAUAAGGCCUGGUUCCGUGCGAUUCCCACCAUCAUGGACAAGUUUGACAUAUCGGUCAGCGAAAAAGACUGCAGAGUCAAGAUACGGGAGAAAUUCGAGAUGAACCGAAACGUCAGUGAUAUCCGUACGAUCGACUUGCUGGUCAUGAAGGGCCAGAUGGAGCUUGUGGAAACCCUCAGACUGUUCAAGACAAAAUCUCACGUUAUGGCGUUCUUCAGAGAUUCGGUCCCCGAAAAACCAAAAGAUUUCUUGUCCAAGUUCCUAGACGGACAAUGA
Messenger RNA from Galendromus occidentalis (western predatory mite), 454 nucleotides. It is a transcript of the gene ND-B14, whose product is annotated as NADH dehydrogenase (ubiquinone) B14 subunit. Gene Ontology annotation, biological process: response to oxidative stress. The coding region runs from base 89 to 454 and encodes 121 amino acids. Gene Ontology annotation, cellular component: respiratory chain complex I. Lineage: Eukaryota; Metazoa; Arthropoda; Arachnida; Mesostigmata; Phytoseiidae. The record is from RefSeq and is a predicted model, not a curated record. The transcript has 3 exons.